Molecule: messenger RNA, 1182 nt
Organism: Menidia menidia (Atlantic silverside)
Lineage: Eukaryota; Metazoa; Chordata; Actinopteri; Atheriniformes; Atherinopsidae
Source: the annotation of a GenBank genome assembly
AUGGCUCCGGUGUUGUGUGGACCCCCAGCUUACCGCACCGAUGACUGCCUGCCGUGGGUGCUGCCGGUCGUCAAGAAGGUGGAGCGGCUGAUCGUGGAGGACAGCAGCCUCAACCACGAGUACCUGCCCAUCCUGGGCCUGCCCGAGUUCCGCUCCGCCGCCUCGAAGGUGGCCCUGGGAGACGACAGCGCCGCCAUCAAGGAGAACAGGGUGGGGGGGGUCCAGGCUCUGGGUGGGACCGGGGCUCUGAGGAUCGGGGCGGAGUUCUUGCGGCGCUGGUACAACGGCGUCAACAACACGGCCACGCCCGUCUACGUCUCCGCCCCCACAUGGGAGAACCACAACAGCGUGUUUGCCGACGCUGGGUUUAAGGACAUCCGGCCGUACCACUACUGGGAUGCGGCCAACCGGGGACUGGACCGCGCCGGCUUCCUGGACGACCUGGAGAAAGCUCCGGAACACUCCAUCUUUGUGCUCCACGCCUGCGCACACAACCCCACCGGCACAGACCCCACCCAGGAGGACUGGAAGGCCAUCGCGGAGAUCAUGAAGAGGAGGAAUCUGUUUGUGUUCUUCGACUCGGCCUACCAGGGCUUCGCCUCCGGCAGCCUGGAAAAAGACGCCUGGGCCAUCCGCUACUUUGUCUCCGAGGGCUUCGAGCUCUUCAUAGCUCAGUCCUUCUCCAAAAACUUCGGCCUUUACAAUGAGAGAGUGGGAAACCUGACGGUGGUUGCCAGGGACAACGAGAACCUGUCCCGCAUCCUGUCCCAGAUGGAGAAGAUUGUGAGGACCACCUGGUCCAACCCGCCGUCCCAGGGGGCGCGCAUCGUCAGCAAGACCCUGAACUGCCCCGAGCUGUUUGCAGAAUGGUACGCCCCCACCCCCCCCACCAUCACAUGGAAGGACAACGUGAAGACCAUGGCCGAGCGGGUCCUGCUGAUGAGGGACCAGCUGAGGAGUAAGCUGGAGACUCAGGGCACCCCGGGGACCUGGAACCACAUCACCCAGCAGAUCGGCAUGUUCAGCUUCACCGGCCUGAACCCCAAACAGGUGGAGUUCAUGAUCAAAGAGAAGCACGUGUACCUGAUGGCCAGCGGGCGCAUCAACAUGUGCGGCCUGACCACCAAGAACAUCGACUACAUCGCCCAGUCCAUCCACGAGGCGGUCACCAAAGUCCAGUGA